Messenger RNA from Talpa occidentalis (Iberian mole), 1137 nucleotides. It is a transcript of the gene EIF3G, whose product is annotated as eukaryotic translation initiation factor 3 subunit G. Gene Ontology annotation, molecular function: RNA binding; translation initiation factor activity. The coding region runs from base 47 to 1009 and encodes 320 amino acids. The record is from RefSeq and is a predicted model, not a curated record. Gene Ontology annotation, cellular component: eukaryotic translation initiation factor 3 complex; cytoplasm. Lineage: Eukaryota; Metazoa; Chordata; Mammalia; Eulipotyphla; Talpidae. The transcript has 11 exons.
UCCGGUCUUCUGGCCCCGGCUUGGGCUGCGUGGAGAAGCUCCUGCAAUGCCGACCGGGGAUUUUGACUCGAAGCCUAGCUGGGCCGACCAGGUGGAGGAGGAGGGAGAAGACGACAAAUGUGUCACCAGCGAACUCCUCAAGGGAAUCCCUCUGGCUACAGGUGACACCAGCCCAGAGCCUGAAUUACUGCCGGGAGCUCCACUGCCGCCUCCCAAGGAGGUCAUAAAUGGAAACAUCAAAACAGUGACUGAGUACAAGAUAGAUGACGAUGGAAAGAAGUUCAAGAUUGUCCGCACCUUCAGGAUUGAGACCCGGAAGGCCUCCAAGGCUGUUGCAAGGAGGAAGAACUGGAAGAAGUUUGGAAACUCAGAGUUUGACCCCCCAGGGCCCAAUGUAGCCACCACCACAGUCAGUGAUGAUGUGUCCAUGACUUUCAUCACCAGCAAAGAGGAUCUAAACUGCCAGGAAGAGGAGGACCCAAUGAACAAGCUCAAGGGCCAGAAGAUCGUGUCUUGCCGCAUCUGCAAGGGUGACCAUUGGACCACCCGUUGUCCUUACAAGGACACACUGGGCCCCAUGCAGAAGGAACUGGCUGAGCAGCUGGGCCUGUCCACUGGCGAGAAGGAGAAGCUGCCUGGAGAGCUGGAGCCAGUACAGGCUGCACAGAACAAGACAGGGAAGUAUGUGCCACCAAGCCUGCGGGACGGGGCCAGCCGCCGUGGGGAGUCCAUGCAGCCCAACCGCAGAGCGGACGACAAUGCCACCAUCCGUGUCACCAACUUGUCAGAGGACACGCGCGAGACUGAUCUGCAAGAGCUCUUCCGGCCCUUUGGCUCUAUCUCUCGUAUCUACCUGGCGAAGGACAAGACCACUGGCCAGUCCAAGGGCUUCGCCUUCAUCAGCUUCCACCGCCGUGAAGACGCUGCACGUGCCAUCGCCGGAGUGUCUGGCUUUGGCUAUGACCACCUCAUCCUCAAUGUUGAAUGGGCCAAGCCAUCAACCAACUAAGCCAUGCCUGCUGCUUGGCCCUAGGCCCCUGGACCCUGUGGUGACGGAAGACAUCGGUCGACAACAGGCGACUUUGAGGGCAAUAAAAAGGCUUCAGUUGGCCCUAUGCUGUCCUGUUUAUUCAUGGU